This is a messenger RNA of Adineta ricciae, 582 nucleotides long. The record is from the annotation of a GenBank genome assembly. Lineage: Eukaryota; Metazoa; Rotifera; Eurotatoria; Adinetida; Adinetidae.
AUGUUCCUGUUCUGCGUACUUACUCUUCUACUAAGUGUGCCAGUAGCACACAGUUCUCGUCAGUGUGCUUUUGAUAUCGAACAAGCAGAUCCAAUGUGUCGAGAUCAUUGUAAAUCAAUUAACUGUCAAAUAGGUUACUGUUCAGAAAGUGCAUGUCAAUGUUUGCAAUGCCGUGAUCCAUCGGGGAGAGACUAUUCAGAUGAAAGUCCAGUGCCGGCGCCAAGAAACGAAGAAGUUAAUGAUGGUGAAGAUGAAAGCAGAUCUGCUGCGCCAUCGUCGACAACAUUGGAAUAUGAGACUGACAACGACAACACUACAAUGCCAAUAGUCACAACAAUUUCAACGAACACGACCACGACUAGAUUGCCUACAGUUAGCACGACUGUGAUUGUUCAUUCGUUGAUUGCGCUAUGCAUUCUGCUGAGUGUUUCUUUAACAAUGACAUGGGUUUGGAUUUGUACUUCUGUACAUAAGAAGUCACUUAAAAAGUUGCUAUCAAAGAAAUCAAAACACAAAAAUCAAUUAAUUGCUGAUAGAAUGUCACUUAACUCGUAUGAAGAUAUCAAAAUAAACGAAAUUUGA